AUGCUCGCUCUGACUGUGUGCCCCAUGUUCGUGAAAGCCGGGAAACGCCUUCAGGCAACAGAAGAUUUCGCGAGAUGCUUCGCGGCGACGGGGCGAGAGCAUUUUGUCCCGAAUAAUUCUGUCAUCCACAGUCUCGAGAUAUGUCACGGCCCAGACGGUCGCGCUGGCGACCAGACCUCCGACACAUCGGCACCCGCCAGGCUCGCACGCCCGGUUACGUGGCACCGCACGUCCACGCGUCGGCCGUUCGACACCACAGCUGGAGAGUUCCGCCGGACGUGUCAAGUCGCCGUCACCUCGGCUCGAAAGCCCCACGAGUUCUCGGGCCCAUAUAAAUUCCGAGCUCAGAGGCAAGUCUCGAUAACAGUGAAAUCACGACAAGCCGCCGACAUUUCAUCUCUUGCAAUUCCACCACUGAUCGAGUAAUUCUCGCCCACUGUCUUUGUUUCUUCAAUCGUCCUUCCUCCCGCAGCUACCAGAUAGUCGAAGAUGAAUCCCUUGACCCGGCUGAGAAUCAGUCUGCGCAGAAUGGUGCACAAGGGCGAAAGGGUUGCAACUACUGCAACCCACCCCACAAGAGCUCAUCACCAUAGCACUACGACCGGGACAGGCCGCUGGAGCCGGAAGCUGAAGCGAGCCAUGUUCUGGAGGAGAAGGUCCCAUGCGACGGUGGCCAUCUAGACUGCAGAGAUUGCAGGGCAUGGUUGUGAAUCGCAGAAAUUAUAGAAGGCCACAGCAGCGGAGAUGGUGCGGUCAGAGAUACAGAGCGGAGCUGUCAAUUGAUUGAACUCUCUGCACCGGGUCUGGAUUUGAUUUUCUGGAUCACUCGGCUCAGCUGAACUGCAGCGGUUUGGCUUUGUAUAUACGAAUGGCUUUUUAUGCCGAGUGUUGUUUUGUAUAUAAUUUCUUCCGCAGAGGACUGUAAGCUGCUGUUCGCCUAUCUCAGGACCUGAUUGUGGUAUUCUCUUAGCAUUAGUUCAUGCGACCCCGUAAGUCGCAUUGUGAUCAGCGCAGUCUUGAACGAAUGUCGAAAGCUUCUGUACAUCGCCAGGAUCGAAUGUUUCAACGACUGUCCUACAAUUUAAAGGAUGGGACCGUAGGCUAGUGAGAUAAAAUAUCAGUCUUGAGUAUUGUCUUCGCAAUUGAAACCUCUUAUCAAUGGAAAACGAGAUUUGUGUGGCAAAUUGCAGUGUAAACUUUCUUUUUCUUACUUUUUGUGUCGAAAGUUCUGCAGUAAUCAAGAAUAUAUAUUGAUUCUUGUCGCGAUAUAUCUUAGUUCCUAGAUUUCAACUCAAAUAUUGAUCUUCCAUCUCUGUCAAACCUGCAUUCUUCAGAUGUGAAUUAUAGUCUUGUAAGAAAAACAAUACUUCUACAUAGAUUUUAAAAUGUUUACGUUUGAUGGGUCUGUAACAAAUUAUCCCUUGAUGGAAUGUAAAGGAGAAGACCUUGUCAGUAAAGCAAACUUAUGUAUCUUUUACGUUUAUAAGU
Messenger RNA from Marchantia polymorpha subsp. ruderalis, 1488 nucleotides. NCBI's taxonomy places the organism in Eukaryota, Viridiplantae, Streptophyta, Marchantiopsida, Marchantiales, Marchantiaceae. The record is from the annotation of a GenBank genome assembly.